Messenger RNA from Merops nubicus (carmine bee-eater), 2767 nucleotides. It is a transcript of the gene EPB41L4B, whose product is annotated as erythrocyte membrane protein band 4.1 like 4B. NCBI's taxonomy places the organism in Eukaryota, Metazoa, Chordata, Aves, Coraciiformes, Meropidae. Gene Ontology annotation, cellular component: cytoskeleton. The transcript has 24 exons. The record is from RefSeq and is a predicted model, not a curated record. The annotation marks the transcript as partial. Gene Ontology annotation, molecular function: cytoskeletal protein binding.
CACUGGUUGGACCUUUCAAAAUUCAUUAAGAAGCAAAUAAAAAUUGGACCUCCGUACACGUUGCAUUUUCGAAUUAAGUACUAUUCAUCAGAACCGAACAACCUCCAUGAGGAGUUCACAAGGUACCUGUUUGUAUUACAGCUCCGGCAAGACAUCCUUUCAGGGAAACUGAAAUGCCCAUAUGAAACUGCUGUUGAACUAGCAGCUCUGUGUCUUCAAGCUGAGCUGGGAGAGUGCGAGCUCCCAGAGCACACGCCAGAACUCGUGUCUGAAUUCAGGUUUGCACCAAACCAGACUGAAGCAAUGGAAUUUGACAUUUUUCAGAAAUAGAAAGAGUGCAGGGGAAAGAGCCCGGCGCAGGCUGAGUUGUGCUACCUGAACAAAGCCAAAUGGCUAGAAAUGUAUGGUGUAGAUAUGCAUGUAGUUAAGGGAAGAGAUGGUUGUGAAUAUGCUCUUGGACUGACACCAACAGGCAUAUUGAUCUUUGAAGGAGCCAACAAAAUAGGCUUAUUCUUUUGGCCUAAAAUCACAAAAAUGGACUUUAAAAAGAGCAAACUAACACUUGUGGUUGUAGAAGACGAUGAACAGGGCAGAGAGCAAGAGCACACAUUUGUUUUCCGGUUAGACAGUGCCAAAACGUGCAAACAUCUGUGGAAGUGUGCAGUGGAGCACCACGCUUUCUUCAGAUUGCGAGCCCCUGCAAACAGUAAAUCUAGUAGAUCCGACUUCAUAAGGCUGGGAUCACGCUUCAGGUUCAGUGGGCGGACAGAGUAUCAGGCGACACACGGGACGAGACUGCGCCGAACUAGCACGUUUGAGAGGAGGCCCAGCAAGCGGUACCCUUCUCGAAGGCAUUCAACUUAUAAGGCAAACAAUCCUGUGAAAGCAGCACAACUGUGUGCUAAAAAUACUCCUGAAGUCCAUAACUACCAGCCACAGUAUCAUGCUAAUAUACAUCCUGCUCAGCCACACUGGCAUCCGCAUACGCCUGUGAAUGUAAGCUACCCCUUGAACAACAGUGAUAUGCAUCAGUUCAACAUCGAGGAGAAUGGUGGAACACCAUAUACCACAAAAAUGCCUCCAAGGCACCAUCACCACCACCGUCAUCACCACCACCAUGCGAAUUACGGUGCCCUUGCUCCUGACAGCAAAGACAUUGUUUCUGGAGUUCCCAACCCAAACAGUAAGUCCACUGCAUUGAAUGCCAUUUCACCUGGACUUCCCCUUCUUUAUGAUGAAACUUCUCAUCUGAAGAAAAUAGAAACGGAGAGUGUGAAGGUAGUUGGACCAUGGCCAGCACUGCACGUCGGCAUGAACAAGGGUGAAGAGAAGAAAGUACCUGAAAAGGCUCUUCAUGCUCCUGUGUCACCUUCAUCUGUACCUGAUCAUAUGAAGUGCAACAUCCUUAAAGCUCAAGUGGAAGCUGCUUUUAGAGUAGGCACCCAGGCUGUGAAAGAAGAGACCCCUUUUGUAAAUCCCAGUAAGACCUCCAGCCUGCAGGACCCUAAUGUAAGAAGUCCAGCUCCAGUGAGACCUGAAACUACAUCAUCAACUGGCCCUACAGAAAAGCAGGAGAUUAAAGUUUCUCGUGUGAGGAAGUUAACGAGGCAGUACAGUUUUGAUGAAGAUGACCUUCCUCCAGCAUUGGCAGCAGCAGCAGCAGCAUCAACACCUGUGUCCUCAGCAUCUCCUGGGUCACAGAAAACCUGUACACCACAGACGUCAGAAGGACAAACACAGGUUUCACCUGGUGGCAAGAGUUCCACAGAUGCUGGAAGUACAUUUGCUUUGGAGCCAGGUGACCUCCUGAUGGAUUUCACAGAGGCCACACCUAUGAUAAAGACAUUCCCUGCUGAUACAUCUAAUCCUUUUUUCGAUCCUUUUACAACAGUACCACAGUUUUCUGCAGAGAGCAAAUUACAGUGCUGUGCCGUGCAGUCCUCUCCGAAGAUAACGCUGGUGACACCGUCGCCCGUACUGAGGUCUCUGGCAGAGACUGUGCCAACUCCAACCGUCCAGACGAUAUAUACGGCGCACAAGCCCAUUUCGCUGGCAGACAGCGCUGAGACUCUGAGGCGUGAACUUGAGAGAGAGAAAAUGAUGAAAAGACUCUUGAUGACAGAAUUAUGAAACUCGCACUUCCGUCAGAUGGAGAAUGGAUUGGGGCCUUCCAUGUGCCUUCUGUCUGUUUACAUUCCUCUGCUUCUGUGUACUCCACGUGAUGUGUCGGGAGAACGUGUGGUAUUCCUGGCUUGACUGGAUUCACCACGGUUGGCUGAAGUGAAGUCUAAGCUAGACUUUAACUUGAAGGUGUUCCUUUAUUCAUUUGCUGCUGGGAAACAAACCUUCAAUCCUUUAUUUCUCCUGAGAUUUUAUACUAUUAACACAAUUAAUUUCAGGUUCGGUUUUGGUAAAUCUAGGGCAAAAAGGAUCAGCAAGGAGCAUACUGAUUUCUAUUGGGAAACACUGUUCUGUACAUAUGUUAAUAAGUGCACAGAAAUUAAUGUUAUGCAGAAUAUUUUGAUAGUAACAUAGAAAAUAUGUCAUUUUGUACAACUGAAAAUUGCAACGAGCUACUGCUGUUUGUUAAAGAACCAUUUUUAAAGCAGAAGAAUGAUUAUUACAUCCUAACCCCAGGACUGUUAGUCUCCACAGAAAAAUAAAUGGCUGUCUUAUUAAAUUCCUAACCUUUACCUUCACUCAGAGAUAUAAAUAGCUGCAAGGGGGAAAGACGCCCCACCAUACAGGUAUACGCACCCAACACUCC